AUGGAUCGCGUUGAGCGGCUUAGAAGCUUCAAUAAAAGAGUCAAAGACUCAGUUGAAUUUAUUCCCGACUCUAGCGAGCUGAAAACAGCUUGUAGAGACCUUAUAGACUGUUCCAAUAGCUUAACAAACGCGGACCGUGUGAGGAGUCUUGAAAGCGUGAGUUACUUUUGCCUGAGUCCCCAAAUCUCUCCGCAGUUGAAAAAUGAAUGCGAGUCUUGUUUUCGUGCAGUUUUGAACGAAGAAUCGCUAGCUACCAUCAUUGAUGAUAUUCGUCCAAUGCUUCUACAAGUGAAAAAUAGCCGAAUAUCGGAGCAGGGAAGACUCAGACAGCAAGAAGCUUUGAUUUUGAACCCGAAAAAGGGUCUAGUUUUUGAAGAAGACGACAUUCGCUCCAAAUGGGCUCAAGUUGGCGGGAAGCGAACCAUCUCGCUGUUUUAUGUGGUUCUCGGUCAACUGAGAACAAAAGAUGUCUCAUCAAACCUGGGUUGGAUAGUGCCUGGAAUUCUUAACUUGAUGGAUGACACUUCUGACCUCGAGGGUAUUAAGCUACAAGGCGUAUUGCUGCUGAAGCGCUUUCUUUCCGAAACUGUAGGCUACUCGUAUCAGCCGCAAUUCGACUUUUCAAGUACUGGACUUGUCAAGGCUUUUGAACCAAUACUCACAUCAAUGUGGUACCACUUCCCACAGUCCACUGAUCCAGUUUUGACCAAAAAGAUUUGGGAUACAGUGUUCCCGACCUUGAUUGCGUUAUACCGUGUGGAGUACUCCUCCAGACCUCAGCAGCUCUCUGAAAAUGUAAGCAAGUUUCUUUCUGAAGUGCUACUUCAGGUCACAAUUCCUAGAAUUGCCAUGGAUUAUCCUGACUUGACAAUUGAUACGUUGAAGAGGAUUGAGACAUGCGUGCAAAUUUUGAGAGAAAAGUCUGUGAUCCAUUUGCAGCGAGUCAUACAUGUCUCUGGGGAGUACCUGAUAUGCAACGUUCAUAUCAGAAAUUUGAAACACAUUGCACACAGCGUCGUAAGCGUGCUCGAAGCAUUUAUCGAAGAGUGCCCUACCGAUCGAAUCAUCGCGCACAGGUACAAUUUACUAGCCUGCGCUUUGGUAAUGUGCGAAAGGAGCUUUGCAGAGGAAAAGUUACAGGGUGAAGAAGUAUAUAUAGAAUGCCGAUCCCUGAUCAAAGCUCUGAAUUCUAAAGGCGUUGUCUGGACUGAUGAAGAACGUCAGACUGUGAACGGCCGGGCAAAAUCAAUGGACAUAAAGAUAUGA
Molecule: messenger RNA, 1266 nt
Organism: Lachancea lanzarotensis
Lineage: Eukaryota; Fungi; Ascomycota; Saccharomycetes; Saccharomycetales; Saccharomycetaceae
Gene: TTI2
Product: LALA0S02e04060g1_1
Exons: 1
Coding region: 1-1266 (421 amino acids)
Source: RefSeq, a predicted model, not a curated record